ACAUCUUUUAUAAUGUCGAGUAUAAUAUUUUUAAGUCCAAUUUAUUUCUAAGUAAAUUUUUAUAUAAAUUUUACAAACAACAAAAUGGGUGCUAAAGGUAAAAAAAAGAAGGGAAAGAAGGGACCUCCGGAGUCAGGAUGGUGGCCAGGAUUUGGAACGAAGGCCACAAUGAGCACCUACUUCCAGUACCCAACUCCCGAGCUGCAGGAGGAGCUGAGGAAGAUCGCCCAGGCGAUCGUCGCUCCUGGCAAGGGUAUCCUUGCUGCUGAUGAGUCCACUGGCACCAUGGGCAAGCGUCUCCAGGACAUCGGAGUCGAGAACACAGAGGAGAACCGCCGCAAGUACCGCCAGUUGCUCUUCAGUUCCGACGCCGCCCUCUCGGAAAACAUUUCCGGAGUAAUCCUGUUCCACGAGACCCUCUACCAGAAGGCUGACGAUGGCACUCCCUUGGUCACCCUCCUGGAGAAGCGUGGCAUCAUCCCCGGCAUCAAGGUCGACAAAGGUGUCGUCCCACUCUUCGGAUCUGAAGACGAGUGCACUACUCAGGGUCUGGAUGACCUCGCCCAGCGCUGCGCCCAGUACAAGAAGGACGGCUGCCACUUCGCCAAAUGGCGUUGCGUGCUCAAGAUCGGCCGCUUCACUCCAUCCUACCAGGCGAUCAUGGAGAACGCGAACGUCUUGGCUCGUUACGCCUCCAUCUGCCAGAGCCAGCGCAUUGUGCCCAUCGUCGAGCCCGAGGUUCUGCCUGAUGGUGAGCACGACCUUGACCGUGCCCAGAAGGUGACCGAGGUUGUUCUGGCUGCCGUCUACAAGGCGCUGAGCGACCACCACGUCUACCUUGAGGGUACCCUUCUCAAGCCCAACAUGGUGACUCCUGGCCAGGGCUGCAAGAAGACUUACACUCCCAUGGACAUUGGCCGUGCCACCGUCACCGCUCUGCUCAGAACUGUACCUGCUGCCGUUCCCGGCGUCACAUUCCUGUCUGGUGGUCAGUCUGAGGAGGAGGCGUCAGUGAACCUGAACGCCAUCAACACUGUGGACUUGAAGAGGCCGUGGGCCCUCACCUUCAGCUACGGUCGUGCCCUCCAGGCCUCCGUCCUCCGCGCGUGGGCCGGCAAGCCUGAGAACGUGUUGGCUGGACAGCAGGAGCUCAUCAAGCGUGCUAAGGCCAAUGGAUUAGCUUGCGUUGGAAAGUAUGAAGCGGGUUCGAUUCCCUCUCUGGCCUCGAACAAAUCUAACUUUGUUAAGUCGCAUGCCUAUUAGAAUAGUUUAAGUAAACCAUACAUAUAUACUGCUAAAUGUUAAAAGUAAAUAUUAUCAUGUUAUUAUGAUUAUAUUUUUAAGCCAAUGCUUUUUUUAGUCAUUUUUUAUGAAGUUUUAUCAGAUGGACUAUGUAUGGUUGGCUUUAUAAGAAUGUUGCCUAAUUCAAAAUCUAUUUUCAAAUUGUUAUUUUUACUUUAAAGAAAAUUUUAUAUACCAAAAUUGCUUAAAAACUUUAAAUUUAAUUGGCUGUUGUUAUUUUAUGUUUUUAUUUUAAACUUUUUACAUUCCACGUUUUUUAAAGAAUUUAUUUUCAAAAUCUUAAAUCGAAUUGAGAUCCAAUAUGGCAUUUAUUUUUAUUAUACUUUUUUAAAGUUCUAUUUCUAAGUGUAUCACAAACAAAUCUAAAACAUCACAUUAUUUUAAUUUGGUACUUAACCUAACCAAUUGCGAACAAUAAUUUCUAAGUCAUAUUAUUUGUAACAAAUUCACAAAAACCACAUUUUUUACAAAUAAUAUGACUUAACGCCAUUUUACAAAUCCAAAAUUACAACAACACGUUUAAAAAAAGAAAAAGGUAAUUUCAAAUAUUUUCAUCUCGCUCUCACAUUACCUGUGGAAACGAGAAAGAAGUAUUUAAUGUCAAAAAAUAACGGCUUUUUAUUCUUUUUUUUAACGUGUAGUAUUGCAUGUAUCUAAUUAUUAUAGAAGUAUGCUUGAAAUAGUGUGUAGUACAGACACUAUGCAGCUUAUUGUGUGCUUGUAUUUGUUGAAAUAAAUAAUUAAUUUCGUUUUUAUA
Messenger RNA from Spodoptera frugiperda (fall armyworm), 2059 nucleotides. RefSeq names its product fructose-bisphosphate aldolase. Gene Ontology annotation, cellular component: cytosol. Gene Ontology annotation, biological process: fructose 1,6-bisphosphate metabolic process; glycolytic process. The transcript has 9 exons. The record is from RefSeq and is a predicted model, not a curated record. The coding region runs from base 85 to 1263 and encodes 392 amino acids. Lineage: Eukaryota; Metazoa; Arthropoda; Insecta; Lepidoptera; Noctuidae. Gene Ontology annotation, molecular function: fructose-bisphosphate aldolase activity.